Molecule: messenger RNA, 9389 nt
Organism: Diceros bicornis minor
Lineage: Eukaryota; Metazoa; Chordata; Mammalia; Perissodactyla; Rhinocerotidae
Gene: AKAP13
Product: A-kinase anchoring protein 13
Exons: 38
Coding region: 212-8683 (2823 amino acids)
Biological process (GO): regulation of Rho protein signal transduction; positive regulation of canonical NF-kappaB signal transduction; adrenergic receptor signaling pathway
Cellular component (GO): actin cytoskeleton; membrane
Molecular function (GO): MAP kinase scaffold activity; guanyl-nucleotide exchange factor activity
Source: RefSeq, a predicted model, not a curated record
GCGGAGCCGGAGCAGCCGCGGUGGAGCGCCUGGGCUUCGCCGAGACCGCCGUGCCCGCUCUUCGCUUCUGCUCCCGCAGCUACGAGCCGCCGCCGCCGCCGCCGCCGCCGCCGGGGUAGCGGCCGCCUAUUGUCUUUCUCUGCGGCGAAGGUGCGGAGCUGUUCCAGCUCAGCCCGCGGGGGAGCCCCGGGCGCCGCACGUGUCCUGGGUCAUGAAACUUAAUCCACAACAAGCUCCAUUAUAUGGCGAUUGUGUUGUUACUGUACUGCUCGCUGAAGAGGACAAAGUUGAGGAUGAUGUGGUCUUUUACUUAGUGUUUUCGGGUUCCACCCUCCAUCACUGUACAAGUACACGGAAGGUCAGCUCUGAUACGCUGGAGACCAUUGCUCCUGGUCACGACUGCUGCGAGACAGUGAAGGUGCUGCUCUGUGCUUCCAAAGAGGGCCUCCCUGUGUUUGUGGUGGCUGAAGAAGACUUUCAGUUCAUCCAGGAUGAGGCGUAUGAUGCAGCCCAAUUCCUGGCAACCAGUGCUGGCAAUCAGCAGGCUCUGAAUUUCACCCGUUUUCUUGAUCGGUCAGGACCCCCAUCCACAGAUGUGAAUUCCCUUGACGAGAAGGUUGCCCUGGCGUUCAGACACCUGAAGCUGCCAGCGGAGUGGAAUGUAUUGGGGACAGAUCAGACUUCACACGAUGGUGGCCCCCGGGAGACAUUGAUGCAUUUUGCUGUGCGGCUGGGACUGCUGAGGUUGACGUGGUUCCUGUUGCAGAAGCCAGGUGGCCGCGGAGCUCUCAGCAUCCCCAACCAGGAGGGAGCAACACCUGUGAGCUUGGCCUUGGAGCGGGGUUAUCACAAGCUGCACCAGCUUCUAACCGAGGAGAACGCUGGAGAACCAGACUCCUGGAGCAGUUUAUCCUAUGAGAUACCUUAUGGAGACUGUUCUGUGAGGCAUCAUCGAGAGCUGGACAUCUAUACGUUAACCUCUGAGUCCGAAUCACGUCAUGAACCCCCAUUUCCUAAAGACAGUUGCACUGGACAUAUUUUUAAACUUAUGAACAUCCAACAGCAGCUAAUGAAAACAAACCUCAAGCAGAUGGACAGUCUUAUGCCCUUAAUGGUGACAGCACAGGAUCCUUCAAGUCUGCCCAGUGCCCAAGAUAGAGAUGGCCAAUUUCUUCCCUGCACAUCAGAGCCCAGGGACCAGCAGCUUUCUUCUCUUCCUGAAGAGACUGAGAGCUCUUCAUGCUGCCAGGCAAGCACUGUUGGGCAGAUUGAAAGUUCCUAUGAUUUGUCAAGCGUGGUUGAGGAAGAGAAUACAGACUGUUCUUAUAGGAAGGAAAAUAAAGGCGUGGAGAGAAAAGGGGAAGAGGCGGAGCCAACACCUACUGUGGACUCUUUAACUGUGUCUGAUCCUGACAGCUGCCUUCAGAGCAUGCCUGAGUGUGGAGGAAAGGACACAGAUGGCCUUCCAUUCUGUGGAAUCAGAAAUGAAGAAACUAGAACAAAAUCUUCUGCAGUGGCCACAGCCCAGGAGUCUCUGAGCAGUGGAGACAGAGUCCUGCAGGAAGACAUGGUCGUGGAACCAGGCAUGGCGCAGCAUUUCUCUGGAGGGGAACUGGUAGUCAGUUCAACAACAGAUGGCAGUGUCCCAGAGACUUCAGGGGAAAUGGAACGUCAUCUCGUGAACGCAGAUGCCACCAUCCAGAAGAAUGUGCUUGAAGGAGGGGAAAGUACAAAGGAAAGAUUGGAGAACUCUCAUAGCAGCACAGCUGGAGCCUCUGAUGUAAAAGUCACAAGUAAGCCUGUGGAUAAAGCCAGUGUUCCAAACUGUGUCUCUGCCACUGGCUCCCUGGAUGGUAACAAACCGGCUGAGUCUUUAUUUGCAUUUAGCAGUGGAGAAACCUCCACUGAAAAAACUGCAGAAACUGAAACUUCAAGAAGUUGUGAAGAGAGUGCUGAUGCUCCAGUAGGUCAGAACUCUCUGGUAAUUCCAGCUGCUGCAGAAGACAAGAUUUCACAUGGGUUCGAACCUGAGGCUCCCUUAGCGGGCAUAUGUGAAGCAGUGUCACCCUCUGAUUUAACUGUUUCCAGGCCACAAAAGGAUGUUAUGGCAAACCAGAAAUCAGAAACUAUUUCAUCUCAUGUUCAAAGCCAAAACAGCAAAUCACCCAUCUGUUCUGCAACUGGAGAUGAUAAACUUUGUGCUGCCUCUUCAUGUCAACAGGACACAGUGACUUCUGGUGGUGUGUUGGCUGCAAAACCUUGUGAUGAUAUGGUUACCCAGCCUGAAAGCACCACCACAGGGCUGCCCAACACACAACAUCUGCCCUCUGCCAUCUGCUUUGAAGGCUCACAGGCUAACACAAUCACCCCUGACGUUGUAAGAGAUACCCAGGAACAUGUGGAUUUUUGUCCUCUCGAAGUUUCGGAUAAAGAGGGCCAAGGAAAAGAUCUGAAACUAGAAGCAUCUUUAACAGAUAUGCUUGAGGUGGUUCAACAUCCACAUGCAGUUGCCCCCAAAGCUGAGAAAGAACUGGUGCCAGAGCAGGCAGUGACAUCAGACAGGACUUUCUCUCUUGCAGGCAGUCCAGGCAGUGAAUCAGUAACCAAAGAUGACGCGCUUUCUCUUGUCCCCUCCCAGAAGGAAAAGGGAACAGCAACUCCUGAACUACAUACGGCUACAGACGGUAGUGAUGGCCCAGACGGAGAUUCGAAUGAUCCUGAUAAGCAGCCGCUAGAAGACGGUGCGGCAGGCCUGUCCACGUCCUCCACUGCUGUAAAUCUUCAGCCCAGCAUGGGGAAUACCAGUCCCGUUGGACUUAGUGAGGAGCAUGAGGGUCCCUGCCUCUCCACAGCCCCUGAAGUUCUGAAUAUCGAAGAGGGGACUGACUCUUCCCUGCUACAUGUGAGUAAGGCCACUUUGGCCUCUGAUUCCAUUUUGACUAAAGAAGGAAAAAAUCUGGUGGUUCUAGAAAGCUCUGCAGCUCAGGGACAAGAUGACAAGGAUAAAGCAGUGACUUGUUCCUCCAUUAAGGAAGAUACUCUUUCUUCAGAUACAUUGCAAGAAGAGCAGAGAAUACCUCUUCCUGGACAGGAGGCACCAGGAUUCCAUGAAGAACCUAGCUCAGCUGCCUGUGCUGAGGACAAAGCCCUUCAGCAGGGUAAUUCACUGGGCACACCCUCGGCCGGUCUUAAUGCAGAAACUAAACAUAACAAGGAAGUGGCCCCACCAGUCUCGCUGCUGACUGAAGGUGGGGCUGCACAGAGCCCGGUGCCACCAGGAGCAAGUCUGGCUGCAGAUGCAAGCCAGGAAACCUUGGGUGCAGAGCAGAGCAGCUCACCUCUGUUGCCAGGUCUGUUACCAGAUGGGUCUGAGGCUCUUAAUUGCAAUCGAUCUGCUUUGGAUGUUGGAGUGAAAAACACUCAAUCCCAAGGUAAAAACACUGCUUGUGAGGUGAGUGGAAAUGUGGCAUUGGAUGUGGCAGUGGUUGAUGCCCUACAAGGUACCGUUGGAGCCAGAAGAAAGGAUGUGUCACACAACACCCAAGACAGCCCAAUUCCAAAAGUCUUGUUGAGCCAGGAGAAGAAUAUGAUCCUGGGUUUGCCAGGAGCUUUAUCACGUAAAGAUGUGACUGAUCUACAGGAUGCUGCAGCCCCAGAGAUGGUACCUCUUGGUUGGGAGAAAGGGAAGCUAGAGGGAGCAGACGGCAGCUGUCUCAUGGGCGACUCCAAGGAGGCACGAAUGGGUGAUGAGGCACAUCACGUCCUACCACAGCCUAUUGCCAAAGAGCGCCCCAAAGAGACAGGGCUCUCGAGCAGUGAUGACAAGGCCUCAAGCUGGGAAGGGGGUGCUCCCCCUCUGCCUUGCACUGUCUCCGCUGAAGCUGUGCAUCUGCCUAAGAGAGCAGACUCAAUCGAGGAGGCUGCGAGUUGCUUAGUGGAUGCCGUCAUGGAACGAGUCAAGGCCUCAGGAACACUGAUCACAGAGGGGGAAAUAAGUCAGAUGUCACUGUCAAGUCCUUCAGAGUCAGGCCCAGUGACUGAACAGCUGGAGAGUGCUUCUCCAGGGAAAGUGAGUGCUCUCCUGUCUGGGGAGACCCCACAAAUGGGCAGUAUUCAUGAAGAAGCCCCUGGGAACCAUGUAGCAUGUUUUGCUGGAAGGGAGGAGCCAGAGGAGAUUAUUCUGCCUGUCCAGGGACCUGAGCCGGCAACAGAAAUGCCAGACACAAAAGCUGAAGAUGAAGUGGAUUUUCUGAGUAAUACCAGGGAGAGUUCAGUUUCUGAAGAGGUGGCUAUAGGAAGCAUAGCUAUGACACUGAAGCAAGGCCCGAAGACCCAGGCGAUAAACCGAGAAAGCUGGUGUACAAUAGAGCCAUGCCCUGAUGCAACAUCUCUUUUGGCUCCCACACAGAGCCCAGAAUGUGAGAACUUCCUGGAUGUUGGGCUGGGCAGAGAGUGUGCCUCAAAACAAGGUGUCCUUAAAAGACAGUCUGGGAGUGAUUCUGACCUCUUUCGCUCACCCGGUGAAGAAGUGGACAGCAGCAUCUUCUCCAAGCCGGAGGAGGAACAGUUGGAGGAACAGUUGGUUUGUGAUAUCACUGGAUCCACUUCUUCCACUGAUGACACAGCUUCCUUGGAUCGACACUCUUCUCAUGGCAGUGAUGUAUCCCUCCCCCAGGUUUCAAAUUUGAACAGGUCCAGAGAUCAGCAAUGCCUUGAUGGCUUCCACAGCCAUGGGGUGGGAGCUGAGGGUCGAGAGAGUGAGAGUGAACCUGCUGGGUCAGGUGAAAUUGAAGAGGAGGAGAUGGACAGCAUCACCGAAGUGCCCGCAAACUGCUCUGUCCUGAGGAGCUCCAUGCGCUCUCUGUCCCCUUUCCGGAGGCACAGCUGGGGUCCUGGGAAGAAUGCAGCCAGCGAUGCAGAAAUGAACCACCGGAGUUCAAUGCGAGUUCUUGGGGAUGUUGUCAGGAGACCUCCCAUUCAUAGGAGAAGUAUGAGCUGGUGUCCCUCUGGUGUGCAAUACUCUGCUGCCCUGAGUGCUGACUUUAAUUACAGAAGUUUCAGUCUAGAAGGCUUGGCAGGAGGAGCUGGUGUUGGAAACAAGCCAUCCUCAUCUCUAGAAGUAAGCCCUGCAAACACCAAAGAGCUCAGACACCCUUUGAAUGGUGAGGAACGGGGUGACUCUUUGAUGUCCCUUUCAGAAGAAGAUCUGGAAUCAGGCCAGAGAGAACACAGGAGGUUUGAUCAACAGACAUGUCACAGAUCUAAACAACAGGGAUUUAAUUACUGUACAUCAGCCAUUUCUUCUCCAUUGACAAAAUCCAUCUCAUUGAUGACGAUCAGCCAUUCUGUAUUGGACAAUUCACGGCCCUUCCACAACACCAGUGCCAAUCUGACCGAGAGUAUAACAGAAGAGAACGGUAAUGUCCUGCCACCAAGCCCCUCCAAGAAGGAUUUUGAAGUGAAGAGUGGAACAAAAGUCAGUCGUACGUUCAGCUACAUCAAGAAUAAAAUGUCCAGCAGUAAGAAGAGCAGAGAUAAGGAAAAAGAGAAAGAUAAAAUUAAAGAGAAGGAGAAAGAUUCUAAAGAGAAGGAGAAGGACAAGAAGACUGUCAAUGGGCAUACUUUCAGUUCCAUUCCUGUUGUGGGUCCGAUCAGCUGUAGCCAGUGUGUGAAGCCUUUCACCAACAAAGAUGCCUACACUUGUGCAAGCUGCAGUGCUUUUGUCCACAAGGGCUGUAGAGAAAGUCUGGCCUCCUGUGCAAAGGUCAAAAUGAAGCAGCCCAAAGGGAGCCUUCAGGCACAUGACACGUCAUCACUGCCCACAGUCAUCAUGAGAAACAAGUCCUCACAGCCUAAGGAGCGCCCUCGAUCCGCAGUCCUCUUGGCUGAUGAAACCACUGCUGCCCCCAUAUUUGCUAAUAGACGGUCCCAGCAAAGCGUCUCCCUCUCUAAAAGUGUCUCCAUACAGAACAUUGCUGGAGUUGGCAAUGAUGAGAACAUAUCAAACACCUGGAAAUUCCUGUCUCAUUCAACAGACUCACUAAAUAAAAUCAGCAAGGUCAAUGAGUCAACGGAAUCACUUACUGAUGAGGGAGUAGGUACAGACAUGAAUGAAGGCCAGUUAAUGGGCGACUUUGAGAUUGAAUCCAAACAGCUAGAAGCAGAGUCUUGGAGUCGAAUAGUGGACAGCAAGUUUCUGAAACAGCAAAAGAAAGAUGUGGUCAAACGGCAAGAAGUGAUUUAUGAGUUGAUGCAGACGGAGCUACACCACGUCCGCACGCUCAAGAUCAUGAGCGAUGUGUACAGCCGGGGCAUGGUGACGGAGCUGCUCUUCGAGCAGCAGAUGGUGGAAAAGCUCUUCCCCUGUUUGGAUGAGCUGAUUAGUAUCCAUAGCCAGUUCUUUCAGAGGAUCCUGGAGCGGAAGAAGGAAUCGCUGGUGGAUAAAAGUGAAAAGAACUUUCUCAUCAAGAGGAUGGGAGAUGUGCUCGUAAAUCAGUUUUCAGGUGACAAUGCAGAACGCUUAAAGAAGACAUAUGGCAAGUUUUGUGGGCAGCACAACCAGUCUGUAAACUACUUCAAAGAUCUUCAUGCCAAGGAUAAGCGUUUUCAGGCCUUUGUAAAGAAGAAGAUGAGCAGUUCAGUCGUAAGAAGGCUUGGAAUCCCAGAGUGCAUACUGCUGGUAACCCAACGGAUCACCAAAUACCCAGUUUUAUUCCAAAGAAUAUUGCAGUGUACCAAAGACAAUGAAGUGGAGCAGGAAGAUCUGGCUCAGUCCUUGAGCCUGGUGAAGGAUGUGAUUGGAGCUGUAGACAGCACAGUGGCAAAUUAUGAAAAGAAAGUACGUCUCAAUGAGAUUUAUACGAAGACAGAUAGCAAGUCGAUCAUGAGCAUGAAGAGCGGUCAGAUGUUUGCCAAGGAGGAUUUGAAGCGGAAGAAGCUUGUGCGGGAUGGGAGUGUGUUUCUGAAGAGCGCAGCAGGAAGGUUGAAAGAGGUUCAAGCAGUUCUGCUUACUGACAUUUUAGUUUUCCUUCAAGAAAAAGACCAGAAAUACAUCUUUGCGUCAUUGGACCAGAAGUCAACAGUGAUCUCUUUAAAGAAGCUGAUUGUCAGAGAAGUAGCACAUGAGGAGAAAGGUUUAUUCCUCAUCAGUAUGGGGAUGAAAAAUCCCGAGAUGGUAGAAGUCCAUGCCAGCUCCAAAGAGGAGCGAAACAGCUGGAUUCAGAUCAUUCAGGACACAAUCAACACCCUCAACAGAGAUGAAGAUGAAGGAAUUCCUAGUGAGAAUGAGGAAGAAAAGAAGCUGUUGGACACCAAAGCCCGGGAAUUGAAAGAGCAACUUCAGCAGAAGGACCAGCAGAUCCUCCUCUUACUGGAAGAGAAGGAGAUGAUUUUCCGGGACAUGACUGAGUGCAGCACUCCCUUGCCAGAGGACUGCUCCCCGACACACAGCUCUAGAAUCCUCUUCCGCUCCAACACAGAAGAGUCUCUCAAAGGAGGCCCCUUAAUGAAAAGUGCAAUAAAUGAGGUGGAGAUCCUUCAGGGCUUGGUGACUGGAAGCCUGGGAGGCACACUCGGGCAGGCUGUCAGCAGCCCUGUUGAACCAGAAGGCAUGGUCGGCCCUGUUUCCUUGCCCCGCAGAGCAGAGACCUUUGGAGGAUUUGACAGCCAUCAGAUGAAUGCUUCAAAAGGAGGUGAGAAGGAAGAGGGAGAUGAUGGCCAAGAUCUUAGGAGAACAGAAUCGGAUAGUGGUCUGAAAAAGGGUGGAAAUGCUAACCUGGUAUUUAUGCAUAAAAGAAACAGUGAGCAGGUCGUCCAGAGCGUCGUUCAUCUCCAUGAACUCCUCAGCACCUUGCAGGGUGUGGUGUUGCAGCAGGACAGCUACAUUGAGGACCAGAAGCUGAUGCUGACCGAGAGGGCGCUCACGCGGAGCCUGUCCCGCCCCAGCUCCCUCAUCGAGCAGGAGAAGCAGCGCAGCCUGGAGAAGCAGCGCCAGGACCUGGCCAACCUGCAGAAGCAGCAGGCACAGCACCUGGAGGAGAAGCGCCGGCGGGAGCGCGAGUGGGAGGCCCGCGAGAGGGCGCUGCAGGAGCGCGAGGCCCGGCUGGCCCAGCGGGAGGAGGAGGUGCAGCGGGGGCAGCAGGACUUAGAAAGGGACCGGGACGAGCUCCAGCAGAAGAAGGGCGCCUACCAGUCUGACUUGGAGAGGCUGCGCACGGCCCAGAAGCAGCUCGAGAGAGAGCAGGAGCAGCUGAAACGAGAGGCGGAGCACCAGAGGCAGAUGGAGCGGGAGGGCUGUCAGGUUUCGCAUCAACACAGCAAGCUGCUGAGGAUCCCAUCCUUCUUUCCCAGUCCUGAGGAGUCCCCCUUGCCGCCUGCACCUUCCAUAGCCAAAGCAGGGUCAUUGGACUCUGAACUCUCAGUGUCCCCAAAAAGGAACAACAUCUCUCGGACACACAAAGAUAAGGGGCCUUUUCAUAUACUGAGUUCCACCAGCCAGACAAGCAAAGUAGCAGAGGGUCAGAGCCAGACCCCAGUGUCCAGCUCCAGCUCCACCCGCCUCUUUGGGUUAGCGAAGCCAAAGGAGAAGAAGGAGAAGAAGAAGAAGAACAAAGGAGGCCGCUUGCAGCCUGGUGAGGGCCCUGCAUCGGAAGUACCUGCAGAGGGUGAAGAGAUCUUCUGCUGACCCCUUUCCUCUGCUGAGGCAACUGCCUCCCGUCCUGGCCAGUGGUUACCGGCCCCACCCCUCCUGCUGUUCCUGUGUGCUCACUCUCUUCCAUUGGACACCCGAGCUCUUCAGCGUCCGGUCCUCCCGUGCUGCCCCAGGUCCUGGACCAGAGGAACAAAUGGUCUUGAGUGUCAGGGUGGGGAAAAAGGCCCAGGAUUGGUGACUGCCAGUGACUCGUGGGUUGGGGCCGGCCCUACUGGGGAUGUUGCCCUGAAAGUAGUGGCCCCAGAAGUCCAGGCAACGGUUUUGGACAUGUCAGGAAUUCCUAAAGGCCGAAAGAGUGUUUCCAAAUGAGAUCUGAAACUCUGACUGCCUUUUAUUUGGGGGAACACAACCAAAAUUCAAACAGCAGAUAGUUUGGACUUUAUGUGUGUACAUGUACAGUAGCCCAUCUGCAUACACACGUGGGGUAUGCCAGAAUUAUGUACCAGACACCUGGUCAGCUUAACUGGGAGCCAGGGGCAUGGCCUGGCACUGCUCAGGUAGCACGUGGGUGCUCGGGGCCCCACCCGCUGUCCUUCGAGGCUGUCUCCCUGUAAACCCACCUGCGCAUACCUCACCUCUCUUUGCAUGCAUUUCUCAUUUCAUUUUAGAAGGGAUGGCAAACAUUUGUGAAAACCAGUUAAGAGAAGGCUUGAUGUGUUUAACAAGCAUGUGAUCUGUA